Molecule: messenger RNA, 791 nt
Organism: Thamnophis sirtalis
Lineage: Eukaryota; Metazoa; Chordata; Lepidosauria; Squamata; Natricidae
Source: RefSeq, a predicted model, not a curated record
UCGGGAGUACACUACAGCAGAACACGCCGAGCCGAGGCCCGGGGCGCCACCCUGUUUGGAGGAGAGAGAGUGGACUGACCGGCGGGAGCGGGGAACUUCCCGGGGUUUGGGGGUAUUUUCCCCCCCGUCAGGCGGCAUUAAGAACUGGCCGAAAGGGGGGCGAGCGAGUCCUCCCGCUUUCGAGGAUGGUCUUCGAAUCGGUGGUGGUGGACGUUCUGAAUCGGUUCCUGGGCGAUUAUGUGGUGAACCUGGAUAGUUCCCAGCUUCAGCUGGGCAUUUGGGGAGGUCAGCUAAAUUUGCAAAUACCAUGGAAAAAUCUUUAUACUCAGCCAGUUGAAGCUGUUUUAGAUGAAGUUUUUCUGCUUAUAGUACCUACAGCUAGUAUUAAAUAUGAUGCUGAAAAAGAAGAAAAGCAACAGCUGGAAGCAAAACAAAAGGAAUUGCAAAGAAUUGAAGAUGCCAAACAAAAGAUUGCUGACAAAGAUAAAGCACAAGAAAAGCAAGAUACUUUCAUAGAAAAGCUAAUUACUCAAGUUAUAAGAAACCUUCAAUUGAAAAUUUCCAACAUCCAUAUACGAUAUGAAGAUGACAUCACAAAUAAAGAUAUUCCAUUGUCAUUUGGUAUCUCACUCGAAAAUUUUAGUUUACAGACUUCAGAUCAGGAUUGGAAUCCAUGUAUUCAAGAUGCAACCAAUAAAUUGUUCUAUAAGUUAGUUCGAUUGGACAACUUCUUUGCAUAUUGGAAUGUGAAGUCUGAAAUGUAUUAUCAUGGUGACUAUAAAGAAUCCUUG